ACUGCUUCCCAUCCAUGAGCGACGAGUACGAAGUCGAGUCUGUGACAAAGGCGCGCGUUGAUGCGAAGCGGGGCAAGAGAAUUAUAUGGAAAUUCUAUGUUAAAUGGAAAGGGUACGGCUGGGAUGAUAGCACUUGGGAACCCGAAAAAUCGUUUACAGGCGGCUCGAAGCAUUUCCUCAAGACGUUCUGGGCACAUGCUUUAACACGCGGCAGAGACCAUACGAACCCACAGCUUUUUGAGAAAGGGGAGGAGGUUCACGUUUCGGGUUUUCCUGGGGCGAAUCCACGCCUCGAAAAUAAAUCUAGUAGGGACAACGUGCAAGGAUCACCUGAGAGAUCCGAUGACGAUUCCUCCGAUGAUGAACCCUUGACCACGAAGAAGCGCCGCAGGCAUCAAAUACCCAUGGGAGAGCCGAAGGCAAAACGGAAGCGCGAGUCAGAACCUGGCAUUUCUGGUAGUGCCUCCGCUCAACGAGUGAGGGCCUUUGGGCCCAGAAGCAAAGCCAAGUCGUCACCACCGACGAAACAAAGGCGUGCUUCGUUUCCAGGCCCUCGCAAAGUUGAGGCUGAGCGUCAGUUUUCCCUAACCAAACUGACCGACGCGGACGCUGAAGGGGAGCUUGACAUGGAUGUCUUUGGAGAAGUGGAGGAAGAGUUGAUGUUGAUGAGCCCCGAUGACCCUGAUACUCGGGACAUCCCAAACCCCCCGGCUGAUCCUGCCAAGGUCAAUGGGACAGUCGUGGAGUUCGAGGACCUUCCAAGCUACUCGCCAGACAUCGAGGACACCAUUGAAGUCAGUCAAGCACGCGAAGAUGGAAUUCUUUCGGUCGAUGAGGAACGUAGCUCACCUGACCCUCUUUUCGAUUCUCCUUCGCAACUAAGGAACGGGGACGGAUCUCGGUCUCCCGUCGAGCCAGCAGUACCUUUGCACCGUGCUCGGGUGGCUAACCCUUUGGUCAAGUUUAUCGAUGCUCCGCGGACGGACAAGGAUUCAGGGAUGCUAGUGGUAGUAGGAGCAUCCUUAAAGGCACGACCUAAACCUGGUCCUGGUCGACCUUCCGCUGGUUCCCGGAGCAAGAUUCGGAGUUCCUUAUUGACAGCCACGAAGCGUGGCCUAACCAGCGUGAAGGGUCGCUCCGGACCGGCAAAGGAUUCAAGGGAAGAACCAGAACCAAUUGAAGAUGCGCUAGAGUCGUCUCAUCUUACAGAGCGUGAAUUUGCCAUCACAUCCUGGAGCGAUGAAGAUACUGUGGGGGAGAUGUAUCAUGAGCAUCAAACAAUUGCACCCUUAGCUGACCAGAUGGAGCCUGCGUCUAAUCCUCCUGCUCCUUUGCCAGUUCCCUCCGGACAUGAAUUGUUGGAGAUAGCAGGUUUGAAGCCGGAUAUGGAUGUGCUACCUGACUUCGAAAAUGAAGCGGAUGUUGAACAGCCGCCUCAACCCACGAAUGUAAUCUCAGUAGAAAUUCUCGCUGAUGAUGUUCCAACCGAAGAUGCAACUCCGGCUACCAUGACCAUGGAAGACGAAGCGGCACGAAAAAGUCUUGCAGACGCCAAAGAGCAGCUGUUCCCGUCUGUGCAUACCACUUCGGUUACGUCCAUCUCAAACUCUUCCUGGAGGACGUCAAAAGACAACACUAUCUUUGGACCAAUGUAUAAGAUACAGGGGCCAGCUCAAGAACCCACCAACAUCAACGAAUCUGUUCCCACAUUUAAGCUCAUUCUGAAUGCGAAUGCGCCACCUGUUCCACUUGUGUUGAAAGAUCCAAACAACAUGAAAGGGGUUUCAUUCACCGACAUAUAUGCUGAUAAGUCGCUGGACGGUCGAGCGGGGUCGUUCUAUCAAUUAGAAGAUGCAGUCAGGAUCGUCAACACUUUCUCAGGCCUCGGCAGCGCGAGGGUUGUACCCGAUUCCUCCGUGGACGACACCCACAAGACACAUUUCGACGUAUUUCAACAACGUCUGCAAACUGGCCAGAUGUUUGUUGCCAAGGCUGGGAAAGAGUUACUCGUCUUUUUCAGCUCGCAGAAUAUGGAGAUCUCGGGGAAGCUUGCCCCGCCGCAAGCACUGAUAGGUCUUGCGAACACGGUACUCUUGAUGCGCGUCCAGAUUGUCGAUAGUACUGGAUAUGCGAAUGCUGUCAUGCAAAUCACUGCGAUGUAA
Molecule: messenger RNA, 2162 nt
Organism: Suillus paluster
Lineage: Eukaryota; Fungi; Basidiomycota; Agaricomycetes; Boletales; Suillaceae
Exons: 11
Coding region: 15-2162 (715 amino acids)
Source: RefSeq, a predicted model, not a curated record